AUGACACGCAACCCUAAAAAUCAGUCGCUUGUUUUAUCGGAGAUUAAAAGGCGGGCAGAACUGCUUAUUGAGGCUACAGAGACAGCCAUCUCUCUGACGCCGACCAGUUCGCAUUCCGCCAACAAUCUUGUUCUCCUACCCGCUGUACAGGCCAUGCUCAUCUACCAGUGCAUGAGGCUAUUGUCAACUGGCGACAUUGCACAGCAGACUCAGGCGGAGCUAGACGCUAAGUCGCUUGCCCGAUGGGUCGACAUUUUGCAAGAACAGACUCAGUGGUCGUGGGAGAGCCUUUCAAGCGGUACACAGCUCAAUCUUCGCGCCUGGAAAGACUGGGUCCAAGCGGAAAGCAUCCGACGUACAAUCAUCUUUGCUGAGCUGCUACACGGCAUCUACACCUUUCUUAGAUUCGGCUGGUACCAGCCCAGUGCUAGAAUGGCCAAGCUGAGCUUUACAGGACAAGUCGACAUAUGGGAAGCAAGAUCGCCAACGGAGUGGCUCCAAGCUACAGAGCAAAAGCCUUGGGUCGAGUUAGAUAUGUCGAGUUUUCAUGACGGAAUCAAGGCUGUAUCUCCUGAAGACCUUGAUGAAUUGGGAAUCAUUAUCCUGGCAAGUUACGAUGGCGUUGACGCCUUAGAAGAGUGGGUAGGUGGCGAUAAAAGACUGCUUGACAAGUGGGGGCUAAGUGGUGGGAAUGGCUUCUUCUCUUCGUGCCGUUGA
Molecule: messenger RNA, 717 nt
Organism: Fusarium sp. VM40
Lineage: Eukaryota; Fungi; Ascomycota; Sordariomycetes; Hypocreales; Nectriaceae
Source: the annotation of a GenBank genome assembly